Molecule: messenger RNA, 3589 nt
Organism: Lacerta agilis (Sand lizard)
Lineage: Eukaryota; Metazoa; Chordata; Lepidosauria; Squamata; Lacertidae
Gene: PCGF6
Product: polycomb group ring finger 6
Exons: 10
Coding region: 184-1173 (329 amino acids)
Biological process (GO): regulation of transcription by RNA polymerase II
Cellular component (GO): PRC1 complex
Source: RefSeq, a predicted model, not a curated record
UUGCGCACGCGCCUUGAAUCUGUAGUCACGUUUAGGGAAGGAUCAUAGAGAUAGGAAAGAAAGGACAGGAAUAGUUCCUUUGGGUGUGAACUGCGUUCGCCUUCCCGGCCCCCCAGGCGCUUCCUCGGUUGCUCCUUGUCGGUCGAAGCGGUCCGUGCAUUUGUUUCCCUGAAAGCCGCGGCGAUGAGCGAAGAGGCGGAGGCGGCCGGUGAGGGGCUGGGCGAGGAAGAGCAGGAGGACGUCGACGAUGAAGAAGCGACAGCGGGUCUGGAAACCCCUGGCUGCUCCGGGGAAAACUCCCGCUUCGAAGCGGGAAGCCGGUCUGAGUCCAGCAACGAAGAGAUGGAGGAAGAUGAGGAAGAAGAGGAAGAGGAAGAAGAGGUGGAGGAAGCAGCAGCAGCUCUAGGAGGGGGGUCCACGGACCCCUUCGGGGACUUUGGGAUGGAGGAAGGCGAAGAUGAGGAUGAGCGCAUGAUUAACCUUUCUGAGCUGACACCAUAUAUAAUGUGUUCUAUCUGCAAAGGGUACUUCAUAGAUGCCACAACCAUCACAGAGUGCCUUCAUACAUUCUGUAAAAGCUGCAUAGUAAGACAUUUUUACUACAGUAACAGAUGCCCAAAAUGUAACAUUGUAGUACAUCAGACGCAACCCCUUUAUAAUAUCAGGCUGGAUCGACAGUUGCAAGACAUAGUGUAUAAACUAGUUGUCAGCUUGGAAGAAAGAGAGAAAAAGCAAAUGCAUGAUUUCUACCGAGAGAGAGGUUUGGAAAUACCUAAGCCUGCUGUUCCACAGCCAAUCGCUAUAGCCAGGGGGAGGCCCCGUAAAGUUGUAGGCUCGGUUUUCCGUAUCCCUCCAGAGCUUGACAUGUCACUACUCCUCGAGUUCAUUGGAGCUAAUGAUCUGUCUGGGAAAUUUAAGCCACUGGAAAAGAAGUUUGUACGGGUUUCAGGAGAGGCAACAAUUGGACAUGUGGAGAAAUUUCUCAGAAGAAAGAUGGACCUUGAUCCUGGCUGCCAGGUAGACAUAAUAUGUGGUGAUCACCUGCUGGAACACUAUCAGACUUUGAGGGAAAUCCGACGAGCUAUAGGGGAGAGUGCAGUGCAGGAUGGCUUGCUUGUACUUCACUAUGGAUUGAUUCUUAGCAGAGAUCCCACACUUUCAAGGAUUUGUUAAAAUCCAACAUGGAGGGGCUUUGAAGAAACAAAUGAUCCUCAUUCUGGGAAGUGCAUGAUGAACAUUAAUGCACAGCUUUCACUCUGCAUAGUAAGUUAGAAUCUGAAAAGGGAAUGCUGUACAGUGUACAGCUAUAAAUACUGCAGUGCUGUUAUGUCAUUAACACCUAGCUAGGUCGGGGAAGAGCAAAUGUGUCAAGAUGACUGGAUUUGUCUUAAAUGCGGUUUGUGUAUUGGCAGCACUCCCAGCUAACUCCCAGGACUUAAGCUUGAAACCAGUAUUUAUCUGAAAGACAGUUUCACUGGUGUUCUCAGGGAUUAUCUCCAGUGUGCAGUGUUUUAUUGGAAAAGAUGUGUUCUUCUCAGAGACGUUUAUUGUACACUAAUGGUCUUGGUUUAGAAAUAGGAAAGGGAAACCUUUCAAUUGUGUGCCUAAAAUGGGGGGGGGGUAAUCACCUUUAGAAAAACAGCAAGCAUUGUAUCUCAUGGUUUAUGUGAGUAAUAGCAUUAAAAUAUGCAAUAUCCUAUAAAUUAGUUAAAAUCGGAGAGAAAUUGUGUGCAUGUUAACUAGACACCAGAAUACCAAUGCUACUCACACAGCGUGGAUGUGACAGUAGAUUGCACAGGGCUGCCUUUGAAGUCCCUUUGGAAGGCAUCAUGCAACUGAUUAUAUUCCCACUGAAUACAAUAACCAGACUUUGUUCUAUGAAAGUCCAUCAGAAGGACGGUAGUAACCUUUCUCUAUCCCCUGCUACUUUCCUUUAAGCCCACUUCUUCUUCUGGUUUGCAGUCACUACCAUGUUUGCCUUUGUCCCUUGCAGCCUCUGUCAUAGCUGCCCUUCUUGCAGAUGUUCCACUAUAUUCUACUCCCUCCCCCAGCUUUUGUUUUGCCACCUUUGUAGAAAAUGGCUAUGUCUGUCCCCUUCCAUGCAUAUGAGCUUGAGACAAUGCCCUGUGUUUCCCAGCCUGUGAACAAUAAAAAAAAGCUCUGGUUAAACAACAACACAAUGAAGGAGUUCGUUUUUAACAUUUCCCGUAACAUAGCCACAGCAAUGGUCUUAUUACAAAGAUUUCAUAAAAUCUUGCUAUACAAUGCUUAGUCUUCAACUUUUGCAGACCCAGAAUCCACCAUUAACCCAAACAUGCACCUGGGGAUCCAUUUCAUAGUUUUUAACCAAAAAUUUGUCUAGUAGUGCUGCUUUUAAAACCUCUGGCCCUUUAGAUGACCUUGGACUCCCAACUCCCAUCAGUCCCAGCCCGUGUGGCCAGUGGAGAGGGAUGGUGUGAAUUGUAAUCAAGCAGCAUCUGGAGGUAUACAAGUGCCCCACCCCUGUGAUAGUCGUUCCCAAACCACCAGUUGAAGAUCAAUGGCUUAAUCCAUUAUCACAUAGCCAGCAAACAAUGUUUAUGCAAUUGGAGGGAUAGAUGGAAGACACAUUACUGAUGCAACUCCCGUGCCUCUAUAGAAGGUGUCAGAUUUUCUUUUAUGAAUUCAAUUUUGUUACAAUAAAUUUUUGAUGUAGGGAUAUUCAUUAAUAUCUACCUGUUUUAUAUUCAAAAUAUCCAGUUUGUGUUCAGUAUUUCUAUAAACAGCAGAAUGGAACAAAAAAAUAUUUUUGUAAAUAUUUUUGUCUAAUGUGUUAAGGGAUGAAGUAUUUAAAGUGUUAAAAAGUAGAAGCCCCCCCAAAAAGAGGAAGUAUAAUAAACAUGCUGGAAAAGCAAAACUAGCAGGGAAGUAAAAAAGAAUUUGAGGCACAUAUUGCUAAAAGAAGGAAUUCAACAAAACACUAUGGCAAUAGUUCUGUCAACACAAACAUUUCAGUUUGCCAGACGGAACAAUAUCUCCUAUAUUUCCCCUGCAUGCUAUUCUGGGGUUUCUCCCAACACUCCCCCUGAGCCAGUUGGAGGGGCAGUGGAAGAGGCAGAAAAGCCCUGUUUUGCUAGCUAGCCACUUGUGGGGGCCUCCACUAGUGUGACGUGUUGGUUGAAUCCCACUCAAAACAAUGAACAGAACAAUGAAGAACAUUAGAGACAGAAAAAUAGCCAGGGUGAUGUUUGGAUCAUUACAUUGCAAAGAUACAGUAAGACAGGAUUACUAAAGAAAGGUAGAGAAAUUAAUUAUAUUAUUUGCUUUGAACUUCAGUGUGGAAGAUGGUGGGCAGGUGCUAUGUCUGAUUCCCCCACUGACCCUAAGGAGGGUAUCUGAAAAACAAAGCUAAAUAGAAGUGACGAAAUCUGAAGUUGUAGAACUAUCUACAAAUCACUGAGUCCAAUUGAAUAUUUUCUAACAAAAAUAUUAAAUUUAUUUGAAAUUCAGCUGACAGGAAGGUAACUAAUGAAACAUUGAUUUGUAGAAGGGUUUAAGGGGAAAGGCCAUUGCCUGAAAUAUAUUAGAGCUAUUAUUAUGCAACAUAGAA